Molecule: messenger RNA, 447 nt
Organism: Epithele typhae
Lineage: Eukaryota; Fungi; Basidiomycota; Agaricomycetes; Polyporales; Epitheliaceae
Exons: 1
Coding region: 1-447 (148 amino acids)
Source: RefSeq, a predicted model, not a curated record
AUGUGCGGGUAUGACGCGGGUGAAGACCCGUUGCGGGUAACCCACGGGACAGUGCCGUUAGACUGGCACACAGAGGGGUCGGACCGCGCGCUGCCACGCCUCGGCGUGUCCAAGCUCGAGCUCGAGCCCGGGCAGCAGGACUGCAUGCGCGACACGUACACAGAGGGGCCCGACCGCGCGCUGCGCCUCGGCGUGCGAGUCCGAGCUCGAGCUCGAGCCUGGGCAGCAGGAUCACAUGCGCGACACGUACGUGCGCCGCUAGUACUGCCACGCGCCGCCUGGAGAGAACGAGAACGAGAAGGCCAAGGCCCAUCGAGAAAGCAGAUCGACUUCCUCCAUGACCACUGCACGUUCCCUGGCUCCGCACCCAUCCCUGGCGAGCUCCGACCCACGAAAGGCCUCGUCCCCGGCGUGGUGUGGGCGCUGCACGCUGCGCGCUCACCAUGA